Meira miltonrushii is the source of this 2675-nucleotide messenger RNA. RefSeq names its product exocyst complex component Sec10. NCBI's taxonomy places the organism in Eukaryota, Fungi, Basidiomycota, Exobasidiomycetes, Exobasidiales, Brachybasidiaceae. Gene Ontology annotation, biological process: exocytosis; Golgi to plasma membrane transport. The transcript is spliced from 4 exons. Gene Ontology annotation, cellular component: exocyst; cytoplasm. Bases 33 to 2675 code for a protein of 880 amino acids. The record is from RefSeq and is a predicted model, not a curated record.
CGUAGAUUUUGGCGAAAGACGAGCUCUCAAAAAUGGACGGCUAUCGUCCAGCAUCACCACGAGUGGAAGAACUUUGUCGGAUCGAAACAUUUCAGCAAGGUUUCAACUCGAAAGAUUUCUUGGCUGGAUUAUCAGAAAAGUUGAUCGCCAGAUCCAAAGCGGAUCCUGGACCCUUCAAUCCUAGACCUUUCAUACGAACAUUUGAGUCAAGUGUGGAUUCGUUGCUCUCUCUACGUUCUCAGCUGACGACGCAGAUUACAUCUCUAUCGUCAAGCGUUCGAGUAUCAGAAUCAGCAUAUACCUCAAAACUUCACGAUCUAUCUUCUCAUUUUGCCAGCGCAUCUGCCUCCUUUGGAUCGUUGGAAAAUCGAUUCUCAGAAGUAGGAAGAACAGCGAUGCAUAUCGGUGAUCAAUUGCAGACGAUUGACCGAAUGCGAACGAGAGCCGCAGAGGCGCAUGAUUUGAUCGAAUACUACUAUCAAUUCGCCAGAGGUGAUACCAGCAGACUGGAACGACUUCGUAAAGAAGGAGGUCGUGAAGGAAGAUUACGAACUGCAGUGAUUGCUAGACGAUUGGGUGCGAUUGCUCGUGAGGUGGAUAUUCCUGGUGCAGCACAAACUCGUGAUACGAUUGACAAAUUUGCCGAACGAUUCGAGAGAGAUAUGCUGAAGCUAUUUGAUCGCUUCUAUCGCAAGUCUGAUCCGAAAAUGAUGUCCCAUAUCGCCAAAGUCUUGCAAAGUUUCAAUGGAGGAGUGUCGUGCGUACAGAUCUAUGUAAACCAACACGACUUCUUCAUUUCCAAGGAUCGUGUCAUGCAAAGGCGAGAUCUGGAACAGAGUGCAAUGUGGAGCACUAUUGCUGAUCCCGAUGCCCUGCCUCCGAAGAGUGAGCCCUCAUUGCAAGCAUUGUUUGGCGAAAUCCGAUCAACGGUUGAGGUGGAAGCGCAAAUUAUAUCAGCAGUAUUCCCAUCUCCUCUUGGCGUAAUGACUUCAUUCUUACAACGAGUCUUUGCGCAAAGUGUGCAAGGAUAUGUGGAAGUAUUGAUGGAAAAGGCGACUGAAGUAGGAUCGGCAGCAGCGGCAGGCGGAACGAAUGGAUCAGGAGAAGGACAUUUGGCCUUCUUACGUACAUUGCAAAUGGCACGCAGUAUGAGCUUGAACUUGGUCAAUGACUUAAAGGUAUACGAUUUCCGUGGUGCAGGCAUUAUCACCUCAGGCAAGAAUGAUUCGCUUGGACCUGACGGUAGACACAUGAAUGGAGAUGGAAGUGUGCUCGGAUCAGGUGCAAAUGCUGGUGUGAAUGGCAGUGGCUCAGGUGGUGGUGCUUCGGCAGGCGGAAGCUCUCUGGGUAUUGUACUAGAUCAAGCCGUGGAGGAAUUGUUUGUGCCGUACAUGGAUGGAUUAAAGUACCUCGAACGGGAAUCACGCUCACUCACAGAGCUUUAUGCUACUUUCUUGCUUCAUUUCUCGAAUUAUCAUCGUGGAGCGUUUGGCUUUGGCAAAUUGUCCAAUUUGGUAGAUCGUGCGAGGGUGGCAGCAGGUGGUACAGCAUCAAGUUCAUCUGUGGCUCCUUCAGAUGCAUCUACUCUUGUCGAAGGAAGGACGUCCAAUGAUGAUUCAUUGACGGCCAUGAGUGGAGGUGCAUCGAGUAUCGAGCAACAUGAUGGAGCUUUAAGUUUGGACGUAGCAGAAAGGAUGUUGAGAUGGCAUGCAGAAGCAAUCGGACGAUGCGUAGAUUUGAGUUCCUCUUCCGAUAUGGUGAAAAAUGCAUUUGCUUUGCUCAAAGUUCUAGCGGAAGCAUACGUGAAGUCGUAUACGGAAUGUGCAAUCGAUUCCGCACUUACCCACGCAUCUGCCCAAGAUCCACGCGCAUCUGUCUUGCCAGAUCUUCGUGAUCUGAUGGUCGUACGACAGGCCGAAUUGGUGAUGCAAUUAUGGCAGCAUUACGUGAAUACAGCCCUUUUGCCUUUGGCAACUUCAAGUGUAACGAUUCGAAGAGAGAUGUCGAUCUACAACAAUCACUUGCUCUUACGUGUUGAGAGAAAGUGCGAUAGCAUCGUACAAAAGGUGACGGAUAAUAUUGUUGGAUACUUGUCCGGUCGUUUAUCAACACAAAAGAAGAAUGAUUUCACCCCAAAGAAUGACGAAUUGGCCUUUUCGCGUAUCAAUACAGAUCCUUGUCUAGCGAUCGUGGAUGCAUUGGAAAAGGUGGAUUAUGGAGCAAAGAAUUAUUUGGGACCUGGAAAGAAUUGUGAAGCGUUCCUGACAGAGAUUGGAGUUGCUUUCCAUGGAUUGUUGCUGGAUCAUCUACGAAAAUACGUCAUCUCAGGAAGCGGUGGUAUCAUUCUAACGAAAGAUUUGGCGAUGUAUCAAGAUUCGAUCAAUGCAUUCGGUGUUAGUGCAUUAGCUGAUCGAUUUGAAAUGCUGCGUCAAUUGGGCAAUCUUUUCAUCGUUCAACCUGGUGUAUUGAAAUCGUACAUGCGAGAAUCACAUCUAUCAAAAGUGGAAGAGCGAUAUCUACGACCAUAUCUACUCAAGAGAGCGGAUUAUGCUACGCAUGUUCGUGAUUUGAGCGAUUUCGAUGAUCGCUCGACAGGACCAGCUGGUAAUACGGGACAAAGCGGAGAAAGUUCAUCAUUUAACAAGAUUAAUGUUGGAAUUGGAGAAAUGGAGUAA